UCUUCCUUUUAUCAGUUUCCACAUUCCACAGUCAGCCGGAUUGCUUUCCCUCAGCUGGCUGGGCCGCCUGGCCGGCCAGACCCGCCGGCCUCCCCCGCUUUUCCUCAUUCCACCCUCCCUGGGUAUGAGGAGGCUGGAGCAGACUCCCUUGGGCCACCUUAGGAUUGGGGGGUGGGAACAGGCGAGGGGCCAGUUCUUCUCCAAGGUGGGGAAGGGCCCCAACCCGCCUCCUCCCAGGGAACGCAAUAAGGCUCUCACAUUCCUCAGAGGCUGCCUGAGAGAUUUAAUUAAGGAGGAAGGAGAGAGCUAGCCUGCACUGAGAAGAGGCUGAGGCUGGGAUGGCCACUGGGGCCCCCCUGGCCCUGGGCCUGGGUGGGCAGCAGUGAGAGGUGAGAGGCAGACUUGUGGCUCCCCUAAUCAACCCCACCUGCCCACCGAUCAUCUCACAGGCCCCAGGAAGGGCCUCCUUUGCUGCAGGGUAACCGAGACCCUGGGCAUGAUGGAAUGAGAAGGGCAAGACCCCUCUGGGGCUACCUCCUUCUCAGACCCUGUCUAGGCCCCAGACAGCCUGGGCCCAGCCGGCUUGGGGCUGGUGGCCUCCCUUGGUGACUAAGGUCUUCCUCUGGUAAAUUCAGGUUUAAUUGCAGAGUUAGGGCCUUAGUUGACGGGUGCUUGGCCCUGGGUGGGGACAGGGCAGUGAGCAAGCCCCAUGUCUGAGCCCAGCCCCAGUGGCAUCACAACUGCACGUGCUGACGGUGGCAUCUGGACCAGCCCAUUUCAAGUUGGGCCGCAGCCACCACAUAGCUCCUGGGGCAGCAGGUGUCCUCUUCCAGCAGAGUGGCACCUCUGCUGAGAAGGCAUGUUCUGCCACCCUGAGGGCUCACUUGAGCCAGGGACUGGCCUUAGUCACUGGUCUCCCUGCCCUGGGCUGACAGGUCUAGCAGCUGCCAAGUCACCCACAGUGCCACAGAAGACACCCACCUGGGGCCAGGCAGCUCCUGCCAUGGAGUGGGGAAGGGGGAGGAGGUCCAGCUCCUGCUCUUCUGGUGCUGCCAGCUGGCCAUACCUGCUCAGGGAUCUAGACUCUUCCCUGGACAGGGAGACGGGCUGACGUACAGACUAUCCCCCUUGGCAAUAUUCUGCCCCAGGAUCUGAGGCCUGGCUAUACAGGAGACCCACCCAAGCAGCUUCGCUAAAACACAACCCUGCCUGGGUCUCACCCCAGAAAUUCUUAUUUAAUUGGCCGGGGGAGGGUGUGGUGUGAGCAUUAGGAACUUUCUAAAGCUUCUUGGUGAUUUUGAUGUGCAGCUGGAGUUGAGAAGCCCUAUAGGUGGGAGACGGAAGGGAAGCCUGGAUGAGUUCAUGGUGUGGAGUGUCAGGACUUACCCAUAGCGUGAGUAGAACCCGCUGAGGGUGGUGAUGGAGUAAGUAAAGCAGAGACGCCAAGACUGGUGGGUACCCCCACCACCAGUCAAAGGGCAGGGCUUAAUCAAAAGGCAGGGCUAGGACCACCCCCCAAGAGGGCUAUCUCCGAGGAACCUGAGGCUCAGCCCCCUCGGCCCCUUCCAUGAGGGCCCAGGAUAGAGACCCCAACCUGCUGGGCCAAGGGCUGCUUCUCCCCAGGGAUGGGGAGAAUGGUGGACCCAGCCCGGGCCUGGAGCCUCCUCAGACACGUCAGCGAAACUGGAGCCAACUGUCCUGGCUGCCGGCAUGGUCCCGCCUGCCUGGGGGGUUGGCAGACUCCUGGGCUGGGCUGCUGCCAGGCCUGGCCGGCAGUGCUUCACCCUGGCGGGCCGGCACUGGGAGCCAGAGGCCCAGAGCCGUGGGGUCAGAUCUGCAGCUCCAGACCCCUGUACCCACUCCGCAGUAUUGGGUACGGAAAGGGACGUGUGCCUGCUUCUGUUUGCCCAUUCCUGUUCCCCACUGGCCAGGCACAGGAGAUGCUCCAGCCUGAGGUCUCAUGUGGUCACCCGAAGGCCCGGGGUUCCACUCACUUGCCAGUCCCUGCCUGAUCCAGGGCCUAUGAGUGGGUGCCUCCAGGUGUCCCACACUUGGGGGUGGGUGGGGACACUCUGGGUCCCCCUGAGAGCUGAAAUGAUGAUGUCGUUACUCACUGAGCCCCUCCUUCUGCUCCCCCUCCUCCCCCAUCACAUGCUGAACUGCCGGCCAAAGGACAGCUCACUUCCCCCCACCCCCUUCUAGAACUAAAGGCACCUUCCUCCCACCUCCCAGGCUGUUCUCUCUAGCUUCUCCUGUUUUUCCACGCCUGAGGAUGGAGGGCAGCCUUUGCGUAGAGGCCUCACCCUGAGCCCAGGGGGCCUCCUGUCUGUGCCUAAAUCUGCGUGAAGCCCCUCUCACACCAUGGCAUCCUCACCCCAUGCAUGCGGAGGGCAAGACUCAGGUUUUAUGGGUGACACCCUCACUAGGUAGUGUUUACUGACCACCUAGAAUGUCCUCCAAAUACAAACUAAACAAGCCCUGAGACUCAGGCGCUGUACCCAGCCUCCCCCACUUCACAGAUGGGAACUGAGGCUAAGGGCUGUGGCCAGGCUAUCAUGCAGCCAGGGUGCAAAUGCAGGCAGUCAGACCCCAAAGCCCCAUCCCAGCACUGUCCCCUGGAGGGCCCUUGUGGUGGGGCCAGGCCAAGGCGAGUCCAAGUGGAGGGGAGGCCCUGGACACUCUGCCCUCCUGCCUCCACCCCCCCCCCCUCAAAUCCCAGGGCUACCUCCAGAACUCUCCCCACACCCUUUGCAGAGGGAAAGGGCCCACCUCCCUGCCUCGAGUCAGCAGAUCAGAUAUCAAAGCCCAGGCCCCUGGUCCUUCAGGGCUGCUGAAAUUGCAAGGGCCAGGGCAGCCAUGACCCCAACGAGACACUCCCACCCCCAAUGCACACACACACCAGCACGCACCCAGACAGGCGGAAUCGCUCCCAGAACUUGUUAAAAGAACCUCCCCAUUUAAAACAAACAGAACAACACAGAACCACAACACGUGCUCAGAACAACUCCAGAAAGUAAAGCAGGGCUGCUAAGAAAAAAAGCCCACAGGUGAGAAAGGAUCUGGGAAGCUAUUUAGGGUCAGAGCUGGUCUCCUGCUGCCGUGUCACCGGCCCCCUCCAGUCAGUCAGUGCCCUCUGGGUCCCCUCUGGGGGCUCUCUGAUCUGUUCUUGGUGGCAGAGCCCCCUGGAGCUGACAGCCCACAGCUUGCCAUUUUCCCAAGCCCCAGUGCCAGCUCAUUGCUGGACAGGUGGAAUGGGGCUCAGGCAGAGGCACUCAUCCGUGCAUCCUGUGGACUGGAAGCAGGGUAGCUGCUGCCUACUGGGGUCUCCCCAGCCCAGAAUGCCAGCUGCUCUUGUUCUGACCCAACGCCCACUCUCCAUCAGCUUACCCAGAUUGCCUCUGUGGCCAGACAGACCCCCGGUGUUCCUGCCUCCUUCCCCCAUGAUGACUUUACUGAUUAAAGGGCCAGCAGACUACAGGUGAAGCUCAGAGCCCAUGCUGGUCCCCUCAUCAAUGCAGAAUGGGAAACACCCCCCAGUAAGCAUCCCAGGCCCCUAAGGACCACAUACCUGGCUCCUCGGAGCUAAGUGCUCCCAAUCCUGGGAGGUGUCCAUUCUGGAAUGCCCAGGUGGACGAUGAGGAAACUGAGAGAAAGCUGCUGUCUGUGGCCUCACAGUUCGGGUGCCCCUGGCCCAGGGCUGCCUGACUGGAGUGUGAGCUUUUAACUGUGAUCUUUUAUAAGGCUCAGGGGAGCUGAAGCUGUAGGGGUGGCCAGGCUGGCCAAGUGUAAGGUCCCCUCCCACCCCAGAGCCUGGCUGGGGUGGGGGUUGCUCACAGCCCACAUCUGGAGGCCAGGCCAUACCCGCCGCCUUCUGAGUCAGGGAGGGUGGAGCGGGUCCCCACAGGGAAGGAGGCCAGGUGUGGCACACACAGCCCCCUGGGAAUGGCGCCGGCAGGGCUGGGGGCACACGAGGCCUCCCGGGUUCUGGCUGAGGUUCAUCUGAGGCUGAGUGCAAGAUGCUCCUCUGCCAUUCACUCAGCAAAAGAUGGGCUCUGGGAUACAGGGAGCAAAAACAGGGCCUCCCCUCAGGGAGGGUACAGCAGAAUCUAGAGAGCAGAGCAGGCGGCACUGGCUGGGGUCAGGGAAGGCCUCCCUAGCUGGCCUCUGAAGGGCAGUCAUCAGUGUUAACUAGUGAGGGGCAGAGGAGACCCUGCAGGUGGGCAGGGCCUAGGCAGGCCCAACCUGGUGAUGGGCUUUUAGUCAGAGCUGGCCCAACACCAUAGUGGCCUCCUGGGGACCACAUGCCCCUCCUCCGCCUCACGUUCCAGGAGCCCACAUCCUUGGGGAGGGGCAGCCCGAUCGACGGCAUUGGGCAGAACAUGGGCUGCGUAGGGGGCCACGCUACCUGUGUGGCUGGAUGGCUGGCCAGCGUGCGGGAAGGGGAGGCUGAGCCCCAGCACAAAAGGCCCUUGUGAGAGUAGGAGGCACCUGGAGGGGAGGCAUGCCGGCCUCUCGGGGACUUUAGGGAACCACAGUGUGGGGACCGCUGCUGGGGUGGCCUCCGGGCUGCCCGCAGGAGCCUGAGUGAAGGGGGGCCCAUGCUGUGGCCCUAUCCUGUCUCGGGCAGUUCCAGCUACGAGUGGGAGCCUGGUGCGGCUGGGGGAGCCACCCCCACCUGGGCAGGACUGGGCCCCACAUCAGGAGGGCAGGCCCAGCCACACCUGGAUGUGGUUAAGGACCUGGGCUCUGGCUCAGAUUUUCCGGGAGUGCAAAAGCAGCAAGUCACUGCACCUCCAGGAGCCUCUUCUCCUGUCAUCUGGGAGUGAGGAGAACAGCUUCCACCUGGAGUGGCUGCUGGGGGACUAAACGAGAAGACUGUAGACGUUCAGUGCUGCGCGCACGUGGGAAGGGCUGCUGCUCCUCUUGCUCAGGGCUUGGCCUAGAGUGGAUUCCCAAGAAACGAUAGAGGAUAUGAUCUGCGAAGCGUUUCCAGGCUUGACACUGCCUCCCGGGCCACCACACAACCAACGUCCCCCAACCUGAGACCUGGGUCAGCCCAGGGAGGCUGGGGGCCCCUCACCUCUAGUUCUUUCAUCGUGGCUCAGAGAUGGGGGAUCUGAAGACCAAGGUUCCCUGCCUCCCCCCUUCCCACAGCAGGGACACCUGCCAAGGGCUCCAGCCCUCCUCUGCCUCUCCGGGGAACUCUCCUGCUGGCCAUGUCCUAGGCAGGUCUGACUUCACAAGUGGAAAAACACCAAUCCCAGAGUUUCCCCGUGAAGUCUUCCUGCUGUGGUCUCUCCUCAUUCAGAGGACUCAGAGUGCGGCGGCAGCGGCCAGUGGCCCAGGGCAGGCAGCUUCUCUACUUACAUGCUCGGCCGCCUGCCUGCCUGGUCUCUCCCAGAUGCUGCGGGAGGGGCUGCCGCUCCAGAACCCACCAUUCUCCCUCCUUCGCUGUCCACCUCAGCAGAGAUUUUGGGGGUGGUUUAGGGGGAGGGCACAGAGUCUGAUGUUUUUUGACCACGUGUUCUCUCUGAGCCACAGAGAGGCCAAAGGGCUGGAGUUAAGGAGAAGGGGGUUAUUUGUGGUCACUGAGUGUUUGGGGGCCAGGCCCCCCCUCUGUGUGCAUCAGCCCACCGAACCCUGGUGUCAGCGCAGGAAGUAGCAACUGAUAUCAUAACAACGUCAUGUGAUUGCUCAAAGUCACAUAGCGAAGAAGUGACAGGGCAGGGACAGGAACCCAGCCAGGGCACUAGGGACCUGACUCAUAACUACUCUAUGCUGUUGGGUUUGGGGGCGGGGAGUGGAGAAGGGGGCUGGGAAUUCCCUUCCCGGUCCUUCCUGGAGUGGCUGUCCCCUGGGGCCCCUGACUCAGGGUCUCCCGCUUUCCUCUCUGCUCCCAGGGACCAGAAGAUGCGCUCCAAGACACCCCCGCCCCUGUUGCUGCCGCUGCUGCUGCUGCUGCCGGCCCUGGAGCCCAGGGUGCGGGGUUGCCCAUCCGGCUGCCAAUGCAACCAGCCACAGACAGUCUUCUGCACCGCCCGCCAGGGGACCACCGUGCCUCUCGACGUGCCGCCCGACACGGUGGGCCUGUACAUCUUUGAGAAUGGCAUCACCACACUCGAUGCGGGCAGCUUUGCCGGCCUGCCGGGCCUGCAGCUCCUGGACCUGUCACAGAACCAGAUUGCCAGCCUGCCUGGUGGGGUCUUCCAGCCACUGGUCAACCUCAGCAACCUGGACCUGACUGCCAAUAGGCUUCGGGAAAUCACCAACGAGACCUUCCGUGGCCUGCGGCGCCUGGAGCGCCUCUACCUGGGCAAGAACCGCAUCCACCACAUCCAGCCCGGCGCCUUUGACGCGCUCGACCACCUACUGGAGCUCAAACUGCAGGACAAUGAGCUGCGGGCGCUGCCCCCGCUGCACCUGCCACGCCUGCUGCUGCUUGACCUCAGCCACAACAGCCUCCCAGCCCUGGAGCCUGGCAUCCUGGACACCGCCAACGUGGAGGCGCUGCGGCUGGCCGGCCUGGGGCUGCAGCGGCUGGACGAGGGGCUCUUUGGCCGCCUGCGCAACCUCCACGACCUGGACGUGGCCGACAACCAGCUGGAGCUCGCGCCGCCCGCCAUCCGGGGCCUGCGGGGCCUGACGCGCCUGCGGCUGGCAGGCAACACCCGCAUCGCCCAGCUGCGGCCCGAGGACCUGGCCGGCCUGGCAGCCCUGCAGGAGCUGGACCUGAGCAACCUGAGCCUGCAGGCCCUGCCGCACGAGCUCUCGGUCCUCUUCCCCCGCCUGCGGCUCCUGGCAGCUGCCCGCAACCCCUUCAACUGCGUGUGCCCCCUGAGCUGGUUCGGCCCCUGGGUGCGGGAGAGCCGUGUGGCGCUGGCCAGCCCCGAGGAGACACGCUGCCACUUCCCACCCAAGAAUGCCGGCCGGCUGCUCCUGGACCUUGACUACGCCGACUUUGGCUGCCCGGCCACCACCACCACGGCCGCGGUGCCCACCAUGAGGCCCACGGUGUGGGCGCCCACAGCCCCACCUUCCAGCAUGGCUCCCACCUGGCUCAGCCCCACGGAGCCAACCACUGAGGCCCUGAGCCAACUACCCCCUGCCCCGCCCACCAUGGGUCCUGCCCCCCAGCCCCAGGACUGCCCGGCAUCCAUCUGCCUCAGUGGGGGCACCUGCCACCUGGGGGCGCGGGGCCACCUGGAGUGCCUGUGUCCUGAGGGCUUCACGGGCCUGUACUGUGAGAGCCGGAUGAGGCCAGGGCCGAGGCCCAGCCCUGCCCCGGCCACCAUGCAGCCACCCCAGCCCCUGCCCCUUGGCAUUGAGCCCGCUAGCCCCACCUCCCUGCGGGUGGGACUGCAGCGCUACCUGCAGGGCAGCACCGUGCAGCUCAGGAGCCUCCGCCUCACCUACCGCAACCUGUCGGGUCCCGACAAACGGCCGGUGACACUGCGGCUGCCGGCCUCACUCGCAGAGUACACGGUCACCCAGCUGCGGCCCAACGCCACCUACUCCAUCUGCGUCCGGCCCCUGGGGGCCGGAAGGGUGCCUGAGAGCGAGGAGGCCUGUGGGGAGGCCCGCACGCCCCCGGCAGUCCGCUCCAACCACGCCCCAGUCACCCAGGCCCGAGAGGGCAACCUGCCACUCCUGAUUGCGCCCGCCCUGGCCGCCGUGCUCCUGGCCGUGCUGGCUGCUGUGGGGGCGGCCUUCUGUGUGCGGCGGGGGCGGGCCGCGGCAGCUGUGGCUCAGGGCAAAGGGCAAGUGGGGCCAGGGGCCGGGCCCCUGGAGCUGGAGGGGGUGAAGGCCCCCUUGGAGCCAGGCCCCAAGGCGACUGAGGGUGGUGGGGAGGUCCCGCCUGCCGGGCCUGAGUGUGAGGUGCCACUCAUGGGCUACUCGGGGCCCGGCCCCCAGGGGUCCCUCCCAGCUAAGCCCUACAUCUAAGCCUGGGAGUGAUGGACGGUCGGGGCCAGGCUCUCGGCCCCACUGGGACUGGCCAGGGCCCUCCUGCUGCCAGAUCAAGGAAGUUCUCAGAUCUGUACGAUGAGGACAUGUCAGGACCGGGGCUGUGUGACCACAGCAAGUCCCUGCCCGUCUCUGGACCUUGGUCUCCUCAUCUGUAAGAAGCUGGGACCCAGGUGAUAACCUCUAAGGUCCCCCCACCCCCCGCCCGAGUGCCUAGAGGAUGGCGUCAGCCCCGUCUUCUGCAACAUGCAACCUCUGGGGUGGGGCGGGCCCUGCCGUGUGCUGGUAACACAGGCCCGGGCUGCCAAGCCCCCCACCCCAAGGAGACUCUGGGGGCCAGUGAAGGAAGCCCCCAGAAAAGAGAGCAGAGGGAGAGUGGGACUGGGGAUGGGGUGGGUGAGACUGCCUCAGCCCCAGAAAGUGAAGGAACAAAAGAAACUGGAAAGAAAGAUGCUUUAGGAACAAGUUUUGCUUUUGUUUUUUAAAAUAUAUUUAUAAAAGAUCCUUUCCCAUUUAUUCUGGGAAAAUGUUUUUCAAACUCAGAGACAAGGACUUUGGUUUUUGUAAGACAAAUGAUGAUAUGAAAGCCUUUUGUAAGAAAAAUAAAAGAUGAAAAGAAACAAG
Messenger RNA from Orcinus orca (killer whale), 8586 nucleotides. RefSeq names its product vasorin (gene VASN). The transcript is spliced from 2 exons. NCBI's taxonomy places the organism in Eukaryota, Metazoa, Chordata, Mammalia, Artiodactyla, Delphinidae. The coding region runs from base 5776 to 7941 and encodes 721 amino acids. The record is from RefSeq and is a predicted model, not a curated record. Gene Ontology annotation, molecular function: protein binding. Gene Ontology annotation, cellular component: plasma membrane.